Molecule: messenger RNA, 1248 nt
Organism: Lodderomyces oxycetoniae
Lineage: Eukaryota; Fungi; Ascomycota; Pichiomycetes; Serinales; Debaryomycetaceae
Gene: SUN41
Product: putative glucosidase
Exons: 1
Coding region: 1-1248 (415 amino acids)
Biological process (GO): fungal-type cell wall organization
Cellular component (GO): cell surface; fungal-type cell wall
Source: RefSeq, a predicted model, not a curated record
AUGAAGUUUACUCAAGCUACUAUAUUGGCUUUUGCCGCAUUGGCAAUUGCUAUUCCAGCAAGUAACAACAAAAUGAAGAAGAACUUGGCCAAGAGAGAACUGGAUUGUGACGAGCCAGUUUUCCAUGGUCAUCAUAAACACAAAAGAGCCGUUGUCUACGACUAUGCUUAUGUUACUGUUACUGUUGAUGCAAAGGGAAAUCCAGUUACUACCCUCGAGCCAGUUGCCUCGCCUCUAUCCACUUCCAAUGCUCAAAAUCCAGAUACCUCAAUUUACGUUUCUUCAACCACUACUAUCGUUCAAAAUGAUUCAUUAACUUCUAAUGAACCUUCAGCUAUACCUUUACCACAAAGUUCCGAUUCUCCUUCUGCUUCUCCUUCUGCUUCUCCUUCAGAACCACCCUCAAGUGGUGGGUCUAAUGGUAUUUAUGGAGACUUGAAAAAUUUCCAAAAACCAACAAAGGAGUUCCCAGAUGGUGUUUAUUCAUGUGACACCUUCCCUGUUGGACAAGGUGUUAUUGCCUUGGACCAAUUAGGAUUCGGUGGAUGGUCAGGUAUUUACAAUACUGAUACUUCUACUGGAGGUACCUGUAGAGAAGGCUCGUACUGUUCUUACGCUUGUCAAACCGGUAUGUCAAAGACACAAUGGCCAGAUGAUCAACCUGCAAAUGGUGUUUCAGUUGGUGGUUUAUUAUGUAAGAAUGGUAAAUUGUACAAGACCAACUCAAGAUCAAAGUACCUUUGUGAGUGGGGUGUCGACAUGGCAGAUGUCGUCAGUGAAUUAAGUCAAAGCGUUGCUAUUUGUAGAACUGAUUACCCAGGCACUGAAAAUAUGGUUAUUCCAACAGUUGUUGAGCCAGGCAAAUCAUCAGUUCUCACCGUUGUUGACCAAGGUACUUACUAUACUUGGAGAGGCGGUGCUACCUCUGCUCAAUACUACGUCAACAAUGCCGGUGUUUCGUAUGAAGAUGGAUGUUUGUGGGGAACACCAGGCUCAGGUGUUGGAAACUGGGCUCCUUUGAACUUUGGAGCAGGUUAUGCCAAUAACAUUGCUUACUUGUCCUUGAUCCCCAACCCUAACAACCGUGAUCCAUUAAACUUUAAUGUCAAGAUUGUUGCUGCUACUGAUGUUCCUUCAUCAGUCAGUGGAUCUUGUGUUUACGAAAAUGGACGUUACAACGGUUAUGGUGUUGAUGGAUGUACUGUGGGUGUAACUAAAGGAAAAGGUGUGUACGUGUUAUAUAAUUAG